This is a messenger RNA of Talaromyces rugulosus, 1740 nucleotides long. RefSeq lists its product as uncharacterized. The transcript has 7 exons. Lineage: Eukaryota; Fungi; Ascomycota; Eurotiomycetes; Eurotiales; Trichocomaceae. The coding region runs from base 1 to 1740 and encodes 579 amino acids. Gene Ontology annotation, molecular function: pre-mRNA 3'-splice site binding; poly-pyrimidine tract binding. The record is from RefSeq and is a predicted model, not a curated record. Gene Ontology annotation, biological process: mRNA processing. Gene Ontology annotation, cellular component: commitment complex; nuclear speck; U2-type prespliceosome.
AUGAACGGGGACGCAUACUCGUCCAGAGAUUCUGGACGCCCGCGGGAUUACUAUAGAGACGAACGAAGAGAUCGCGGAGACCGUGGAGACCGUGGAGAACGCGGAGGUCGUGGAGACCGGGAAAGAGGCGAAAGGAGACGCUCGAGGUCUCCUCACUACGGCUCCGCUCGAGGCUCGCGCCGUGAACAAGAGGCCGACUCGUACUCUUCCAGCCGCGACUACAGGGCCAGAGAGCGCGAAGAUCGCUACUCGGGUCGACGAGACGAACGAGAAUGGGAUCGCGACCGGGGUGACCGUAGUGAGCGGGGCGAUCGGGGCGGCGGUCGAGGUGAUCGAGGGGAUCGUCGACGAAGGGAUUUUGACGACCGUGCCUCGCGUCGGGACCGUGAACGUGGCGACCGUGGUGACCUUUUCGAAGAGCGUCCGCGUCGCAGGGAACGCGAGGGUCGAGGAGGAGGAGGAGGAGGAGGAGAUAGAGAACAACGUCGGAGCAAUUCGCCCCCUCGCAAGAGGGAGCCAACCCCCGAUCUCACGGAUGUUGUGUCCAUCUUGUCACGGAAACGUCGUCUGACCCAGUGGGAUAUUAAGCCACCUGGAUACGAUAAUGUCACAGCUGAGCAAGCAAAGCUAUCAGGCAUGUUUCCUCUUCCAGGCGCUCCUCGUCAACAAGCCGUCGACCCAUCUCGUCUUCAGGCAUUCAUAAACCAGCCAGGGUCAGCGGAUAACUCGGCGCUGAAACCUGCCAACUCCAGACAAGCUAAACGCCUGUUUGCUCACAACUUCCCUAGCACGGUGACCGAGGACGGUAUCGUUUCCUUCUUCAACCUCCAGCUCAACGGACUGAACGUGAUUCUGGGAACCGACCCGUGUAUAUCUGCACAGAUUGCGAAGGACCGUUCAUUUGCACUUCUGGAGUUCAAAACACCUAAUGAUGCUACAGUCGCCCUUGCUCUUGAUGGUAUCACAAUGGCAGAACAUGAUGCCAUGGAAACAGCAAACGGCAGCGCAAAGGGACUUGAAUUGCGCCGACCUAAGGACUACAUUGUUCCAUCAUUGCCUGAGGACCAGCAAGUCCAAGAGGGUGUAAUCUCUAACGAUGUGCCUGACUCGGCCAACAAGAUAUGUGUGACCAAUAUUCCCACUUAUCUUCCGGAGGAGCCGGUCACAAUGUUGCUGAAAUCAUUUGGAGAACUCAAGUCCUUUGUGCUUGUCAAAGACAGCGGAACAGACGAGUCUCGAGGAAUUGCAUUCUGUGAAUAUAUCGAUCCUACCGCGACAACAAUAGCUGUCGAAGCAUUGAACAGUAUGGAACUAGCAGAAAAGCACCUCAAGGUGACUCGGGCCAGUAUUGGGGCCACGCAGGCCUCCGGGCUAGACAUGGGUGUGAACGCCAUGUCGAUGUUUGCAAAGACGACAUCUUCCGACCUCGAAACUAGCCGUGUCCUUCAACUGUUGAAUAUGGUGACUCCUGAAGAGCUGAUUAACAAUGAUGACUAUGAAGAAAUCCUCGAAGAUGUGCAGGAAGAGUGCAGCAAGUAUGGCCAGAUUCUUGACCUCAAGAUUCCGCGCCCGACUGGCGGCAGUCGACAGUCCGCAGGCGUUGGCAAAAUUUUUGUUAAGUUUGGCGAUGUCGACUCUGCAACCAAGGCGUUAAAAACGCUUGCCGGACGGAAGUUUUCUGACCGUACAGUCGUGACGACAUAUUUCUCGGAGGAAAGUUUCGAGGUGGAUGCGUGGUAA